GAAAGAGAUAGCGCAAGGAAAUUGGCGAAAUGGCCGAGACCGACGCACAGGGCCAAUCAUACGAAGCCCAACACGUGCACUCAGUCUAUGAGGAGAUCGCAUCACAUUUCUCGUCUACAAGGUACAAGCCAUGGCCCAUCGUGGAACGAUUUCUCGAGGAGCGGCCGGACGGUGCCAUAGGUGCUGAUGUCGGGUGCGGGAAUGGGAAAUAUCUCAGUAUCAAUGAUAAGGUGUUCAUUGUGGGUUCGGAUCGAUCCACAAACCUCGUCAGCAUCGCCAAACAGCACCACCAACACCUCAACACCUCCUCCCUAGUCGUGGCUGACAACCUCUCGCUCCCGCACCCGCUCCACGCCUUCGACUUCGCCAUCUCCAUCGCCGUCAUCCACCACCUGUCGACGCCCGCGCGGCGCGUCGAGGCCGUGGCUGCGGUGCUCGAGCUGCUCAAGGGGGCAGGAGGUAGGGCGCUGAUUUACGUGUGGGCGCUUGAGCAGAAGGAUAGUCGGAGGGGGUGGGAUGAGGGGCAUGAGCAGGAUGUUAUGGUGCCGUGGGUUAUGAAGGGGAAGAAGGAGAAGAAGACGGGGAGUGCGAAGAAGGGGAGGCGGAAGGGUGAUGGCGAAGAAGGAUAUGGGGAGGCGGCGAAGGAGGAGGAGCAGGCGGUGGCGGCGGUGCAGGACAAGACGUUUUUGAGGUAUUAUCAUUUGUAUAGGAAGGGUGAGUUGGAGCAUGAUGUCGAGGAGGCUGGGGGCGUGGUCGUGGAGUCUGGGUAUGAGAAGGAUAAUUGGUGGGCCAUUGCGAGGUUGAAGGAUGGGGAUGGGAGGUGAAUGGGACGGAAUUGAACGGCAUCUAGAUUCAAAAUGUAUAUGUUAUAUGAGAAAUGCGGUUCUAUGUAUAGAAUGCUUG
Molecule: messenger RNA, 903 nt
Organism: Aaosphaeria arxii CBS 175.79
Lineage: Eukaryota; Fungi; Ascomycota; Dothideomycetes; Pleosporales
Product: S-adenosyl-L-methionine-dependent methyltransferase
Exons: 3
Coding region: 30-824 (264 amino acids)
Biological process (GO): tRNA wobble uridine modification
Cellular component (GO): cytoplasm; nucleus
Molecular function (GO): S-adenosylmethionine-dependent methyltransferase activity; tRNA binding
Source: RefSeq, a predicted model, not a curated record